Ascochyta rabiei is the source of this 3210-nucleotide messenger RNA. RefSeq lists its product as uncharacterized. Gene Ontology annotation, molecular function: protein serine/threonine kinase activity; ATP binding; tau-protein kinase activity. The transcript is spliced from 3 exons. The record is from RefSeq and is a predicted model, not a curated record. The coding region runs from base 1 to 3210 and encodes 1069 amino acids. Lineage: Eukaryota; Fungi; Ascomycota; Dothideomycetes; Pleosporales; Didymellaceae. Gene Ontology annotation, biological process: intracellular signal transduction; microtubule cytoskeleton organization; protein phosphorylation. Gene Ontology annotation, cellular component: cytoplasm.
AUGUCCGUGGUGCUGCAGCCGAGUGCACAGCAGCACGCCCAGCACUCCCAGCACGCCCAACACGCCCAGCACUCCCCCCGAGCGCGACGACCCUCGACCGGCGCGUCGUCCAACACGCCCAACACGCCCCGCGCACAGCCGCCGCCCCCCUCGACGCAGCACUCGUCCGCCAUGAGCCCCAACAGCGCUGCCACCGCCCCCGGGCCCAUGCCGCCCCCACGCACCUCGUCGCACCGCUCCACCAACGCUCCGGGGAGCGCAGGCCGGAGAGCGAACGAGGCGAGCUCCAGUCGCCCCCAGCCGGGACACAGCCGCUCGGCCACCGCCGUGGGCCAGCCUCCUGUCGGCACUCACCUGCCCCGCGAGGAAAGCGCCGUCAUCAGCAGGAUAGGCGUCUCCGACCCCCAGGACGACAUUGCUCGCGAGCAGGCGCGGCAGGCGGAGCGCGUGCCCAUUGCCUCGGGCGCCGACCUGACGCCCAUCACCGGUCUCGGCCUGGUGGGCAGCGAGGGCGUCGACGAUGGCGGCCGGGGCGCUGGCGGCAAGAGCAGACAGGACCACUCCAAGACCGAGGGCUCCACCAAGCGGACCAAGUUUGGUAACUACAUCCUGGGCCAGACGCUGGGCGAGGGCGAGUUUGGCAAGGUCAAGAUGGGCUGGAAGCGCGACAGCAGCGUCGAGGUGGCCAUCAAGCUCAUAAGAAGAGAGACGCUGGGCAGCAACUCGAACCGGCUGCAGAAAAUCUACCGCGAGAUCCACAUCUUGCGCGGCCUCGACCACCCCAACAUCGUGCGCCUGCACGAGAUGGUCGAGACAGAACGGCACAUUGGUAUCAUCCUGGAGUACGCAUCGGGCGGUGAGCUCUUCGACUACAUCCUCAACCAUCGCUACCUGAAAGACGGCCCGGCGCGUAAACUGUUUGCCCAGCUCAUCUCAGGCGUUGGCUACCUGCACAAGAAGGGCAUCGUGCACCGAGAUCUGAAGCUCGAGAACCUGCUGCUGGACCGCAACAAGAACAUCAUCAUCACCGAUUUUGGCUUCGCCAACACCUUCGACCCCAAGGACGAGCUGGGCGAGGAGAUCGAGUACAGGCUGGGUGAUAAGGACUUUAUAAGGUCCAUGGGCCUCGACCAGCCUGACGCUCGUCGCGGCGAUCUCAUGCAGACCAGCUGUGGAAGCCCGUGCUACGCUGCGCCGGAGCUCGUUGUCAGCGACUCUCUCUACACCGGUUGCAAGGUUGACGUAUGGAGUUGCGGUGUGAUUUUGUACGCCAUGUUGGCGGGCUACUUGCCCUUUGACGAUGACCCAGCGAACCCCGAGGGUGACAACAUAAACCUUCUCUACAAGUACAUUGUUUCCACCCCGCUCACGUUUCCCGAAUACGUCACACCGCACGCAAGGGAUCUUCUCAAGCGGAUACUCGUACCCGACCCAAGAAAACGUGCCGAUCUGUUCGAGGUCGCGCGUCACAGCUGGCUGGCAGACUACGCACACGUCGUGGGCUUCAUCACCACCAGCAAUGCCGCCGAGACCCAGCAGCAAGGCUCCGUCUAUGCUACAGAAGAUCCAUACGAGCAGCCGCCGCCUCUUGCCAGAAGUGCAUCCGUCCGCGAGCCCACCAAGACGCAAGCACCCCCUUCAGCACACGGCGGGCUUACAGCCAAACGAGACCAGAUCAAUCCUACGACGGAGAAGCCGAAGACGACUCGUGACAACAAACGCCGAACCGUACAGGUCGAAUACGUUGCCCCCCAAUCGCAGACCCAGCGGGGCGAGGCCUCACCACCUACCGUCUCUGCAGAUGCAACACCGAAGGCUCGUCCCCUCGAGCGUGUACCAGUCGAACCCACACCCACAACCACAGACGGCUACCAGUCGUCCUCCGGUGCAAGACCGCCUCGCUCUUCUGGGACAGCUGCAGCUCCCCCGCAGGUUCGACCGGGUGGCCAGACCCAGAGGUCAGUCUCGGACUACUCUGCUUUCGGCCCUGCGCCCGCAGCAGCACAACGACCAUCGACAGGCGGUACCCUUGGUGGAUCAAGGAUGCCUUCGCGAGGCAACUCCUACGCACAGCCAGCAGCAGCUACAGUGGCUCCCACCAACGCCGAAGGUCGCUUCUCGCAGCCCAAAGGCAAGACCUACUCCAUCUCUGCGCCAUACCCCCAACAGGAGCCUGCGGGCAUGGGCGAACCAAGUAUAGGACAGCCAAGCACACAGCGAGUGCAGUCGACUCAGAUCGGACCCACAGGCGGGCAUCCCAAGGGUGGCCACAAGCGAUCUAACACUGUGACCGAGACUAUAGGCCGUAUGACUUCCAUGUUUGGAGGCCGUCAGAACUCUUACAGCCAAGACCCUAAGGGAUCCUUUACCUCGCAGGACUCUUACGGCAGGCAGGAUGAGGAGAGGAAGCAAAAGAGAUACCCUCCUACGUCCAUGCCCACCUCCAUGUCAAACGACAACUCGAUUGGAUCCUCGGGUCCUAGGCCAAGCACAGACUCAAGGCGCCGUCCCUCAUUCAGCUUUUCACGCAAGAACACCGACGACGGAACCAAGACUCGACGCUUCUCCUUGCUGCCAUCGUCGUUCUCGAAGAACUUUGGCUCUCAGAGAGAAAGCAUGCCUGCAGAUGGCUACGGCCAACGCCGCGGCUCCAACGUUGGUCGAGCCCGCAACGGCUCUCGAUCUGGCAUGGCCUUCGGCCGCGGCACAGAAUCUCGUUCUCCUAGUCAGAGCACUAUGGGAAGCAACGCCGUACCUGGCUUCUACGACGGCCAGCAAGACAGCAACUCCCGCAUUCGACACGCCAACGCCAGCGCCACCUCGCAUGCCGCGCCGGGCCCUUCGUCCGCACCACCCCACCAGACGCAGUUCGACCACCCCGACCAGGCAGCCGUCGGUGAUGACAAGUUCCCUAACCCCCAGCAACCGCACCCCAGCCAGGCGCCCAAUCGGCCGUACGGACGCCACCCUAACGAUAGCCAGGCCAGCGAGCAGAUGACGCCAACACAGUCUCAUGGCUCGCAGCCGCAGCGCGCGCAGUACCCACAGGGCAUGGGCGGGGAUCAGGAGCAGAGAGGUGGCAAGCUGCAAAAGAGCCGCAAGUUCGCGGACGCCUACGAGGACUCGGGUGCGAACAAGGGCAGCUCAGGCAGCAGUAAGAAGGUCAUGGACUUUUUCCGUCAAAUGGGACGCAGGAGAGCGGGCAAGUAA